AUGUCCAGCUCACUGGAUAUUCCCCAGAGUUCAUUACAAACUGCAACAAGAGAAAAACUCAGGAAGUUUAACUCUCUGCGGGCUCGGGAGGUGCAGCCCGGGGAGUUUUGGGACGUGGUGGUUGUGACCGCUGCGGAUGAGAGUCAGAGAGAAGCUUAUGAGCUGCAGAUCAGAGACAAAGUCCAGAGAAAAGAGCUUCCCCUCGGACUCCACUACAAGGUCUUCUCUGAUCCGCCUGGAGCUAAAAUAGGGAACGGGGGCUCCACUCUGUACGCCCUGCAGCAGCUGAACGACGUCUAUGGCAAGGCUGUGGGCAGGCUCAGGGUCAUCCUCAUCCACGCAGAUGAGUGGAAGAAGAAGGUGGGCGAGUCGUACUCUGUCAUCAUAGAGAAGUUGGAAGACGAGUUCCAGCUCAAAGAGAGUGAACUCGCAGACCUCAACCUUGCCUUCAGCUCUGAUGAAGCUUUUCAGAAGGUGAAUGUGAGCUACCGAACAGAGAAGGGGCUGUCGCUGCUGCAUCUCUGCUGCGUGUGUGGAGGAAACAAGGACCAUGUCCGCACCCUGACGGUUAAAGGCCUGCGUCCCUCCAGACUGUCCAGGAAUGGAUUCACUGCGCUCCAUCUGGCUGCUUACAAGGAUAACGCUGAGCUGCUGACUGCUCUUCUGCACGGAGGGUCAGACGUGCAGCAGGUGGGCUACAGUGCUCUCACUGCCCUUCAUGUUGCCACGUUGGCUGGGCACCACGAGGCAGCUGAUAUACUCCUGCAGCACGGAGCUUCAGUGAAUGUGCAGGAUUCAGUUUUUUUCACACCACUGCAUAUUGCUGCUUAUAACAACCAUGAACAGGUGGCGAAGCUGCUGUUAAAGUUUGGGGCUGAUGUAAAUGCGAGUGGUGAGGUAGGAGACCGGCCGCUGCACCUCGCUGCAGCCAAAGGUUUCCUCUCCAUCAUCAAGCUGCUGAUGGGGGAAGGUAGCAAAGCUAAUGUAAACGCCCAGGACAAUGAAGAUCACGUCCCUCUCCACUUCUGCGCUCGCUUCGGUCACCAUGAGAUUGUGCGCUUUCUCCUGCAGGGCAACUUUGAUGUGCAGCCUCACUCUGUCAACAUCUACGGGGACACACCGUUACACUUGGCCUGCUAUAAUGGAAAAUUUGAGGCAGCGAAGGAGCUCCUACAGCUCUCUGGAACCGACAGUCUGUCAAAGGAGAACAUAUUCAGCGAGACGGCACUUCACAGUGCAUGCACCUAUGGUAAAGACCUGGAGAUGGUCAAGUUCUUGUUGGGCCAGAAUGCUACGAGCCUCAACAAUCAGGGCAGAGACGGACACACAGCUCUGCACAGCGCCUGUUUCCACGGCCACAUCCGCCUGGUGCAGUUCUUGCUGGACAGCGGGGCAGACAUGAACCUGGUGGCCUGCGACCCGAGCAGGUCCAGUGGGGAGAAAGACGAGCAGACCUGCCUGAUGUGGGCGUAUGAAAAAGGUCACGAUGCCAUUGUCACCUUACUGAAACACUACAAACGUCCAGAUGACUCUCCCUGCAAUGAGUACUCCCAGCCAGGAGGGGAUGGGUCCUACGUUUCAGUGCCGUCUCCUCUGGGAAAAAUCAAAAGCAUGACUAAAGAGAAGGCAGAAGUCCUCCUGCUCAGGGCCAGCCUCCCCUCUCAUUUCCAUCUUCAGCUGUCUGAGCUGGAGUUUAAUGAAAUUAUUGGAUCAGGCUCCUUUGGAAGAGUCUACAGAGGCAAAUGCAGGAACAAAAUUGUUGCUAUAAAACGCUACCGAGCCAACACGUAUUGCUCUAAGUCCGACGUGGACAUGUUCUGCAGAGAGGUCUCCAUCCUCUGCCGCCUCAACCACCCCUGCAUCAUCCAGUUUGUGGGGGCGUGUCUGGACGACCCCAGCCAGUUCGCCAUCGUCACCCAGUACGUCUCCGGAGGCUCGCUGUUCUCUCUGCUGCACGAGCAGAAGAGGCUUAUCGACCUGCAGUCCAAGCUCAUCAUUGCCAUCGACGUGGCCAAGGGCAUGGAGUACCUGCACAACCUCACCCAGCCUAUCAUCCACAGGGACCUCAACAGCCACAACAUUCUGCUGUACGAGGACGGACAUGCUGUGGUGGCGGAUUUUGGAGAAUCUAGAUUUCUACAAUCUGUGGAUGAGGACAACAUGACCAAGCAGCCGGGGAACCUGCGUUGGAUGGCUCCAGAGGUGUUCACCCAGUGUACUCGCUACUCUGUGAAGGCAGACAUAUUCAGCUACGCCCUCUGUCUGUGGGAGCUGCUUACUGGAGAAAUUCCCUUCGCUCAUCUCAAACCUGCUGCAGCAGCAGCAGACAUGGCCUACCAUCACAUCCGGCCUCCUGUGGGAUACUCCAUCCCCAAACCCAUCUCUGCUCUCCUGAUGAGAGGCUGGAACGCCUGCCCAGAGGACAGGCCUGAGUUCUCUGAAAUGGUUUCCAACCUGGAGGAAUGUUUGUGCAAUGUCGAGCUGAUGUCUCCAGCCUCCAGUAACAGCAGCGGCUCCCUGUCUCCCUCCUCCUCCUCUGACUGUCUGCUGGGGCGAGGAGGACCCGGUCGGAGCCACGUGGCUGCCCUGCGCUCCCGAUUUGAGCUGGAGUACGCUCUCAACACACGCGCCUACGCCUUCUGGACUCAGAGGUAUGACGCCUCCAGCGCCUCCGCAGACAGUGAGCAGCGUCGAGCAUCCGGAGGCCUUUCACUGGAGGAACUCAGGAGGAACAUGCAGUUUUCUCCUAUCGACCGAAAUGGGUACGUGUCUGAUCCAAUGAGCACCAUGAGAUUCUGCUCUUCUUACAGCAGCAGCGGCAGCUUCGAGGACAGUAACUAAACCUAGUAACUUAUUAUAUCAUAUUACCUUAUUAUUUCAGACAUUCUUGCCUGGUUUGAUAGUUCAUUUUUCAGUAAAACUGUACACAGAGAUGGUAAAAGUAGUGGAUACUGCUAACCAACUUGCAAACUGAUCUCUAUUUUGUUGUAGCUUUCUGUAUUUGGAAGAGUUGUUUAUGAGUUUACAUUCUUAGUUCCCAGUAUCUCUAGUCUUGUUUAUUUGUUAUAUGCAAUAUGUUAACUUUUUUAAAAAACAUUUUUUGAGUUGUUUUUUGUAAUACUGUAUGUGUGACAAGCCAAUGCUUUUUUUUUUUUGUGAACAUGGUUUCCAUAAAUCUGAAA
Centropristis striata (black sea bass) is the source of this 3182-nucleotide messenger RNA. It is a transcript of the gene tnni3k, whose product is annotated as TNNI3 interacting kinase. NCBI's taxonomy places the organism in Eukaryota, Metazoa, Chordata, Actinopteri, Perciformes, Serranidae. The transcript has 28 exons. Gene Ontology annotation, molecular function: protein binding; ATP binding; protein kinase activity. Bases 1 to 2841 code for a protein of 946 amino acids. Gene Ontology annotation, biological process: protein phosphorylation; proteolysis. The record is from RefSeq and is a predicted model, not a curated record.